GGGGUCAGAUGAAGAGCAAACGCCUGGAUUGCUCACCUGCAACUCUGGCCCAUUGCAGACACACCAGAGGGGAACCCUGAAAACUGCUCCAUCUCAGUGGGAGCCCUGGAGAUUUCCAGCAGACUCAAGGAGCUCACCUCCAUUCCUUCCUGUCUGACUCCCCCUUUCCCAGGUUCCAAGCCCAGCACCCAUCAGCCAUGAUCCAGCUCCGGGUCACCCCUGAGUCAUCGCUGGCCGACACAUCGGUGAGGAUCCACGUCUCCGGCCUAGCACCCACCCAGCUGGUGACCCUGCAGUUGUCGCUGACGGACGAGAGGGGCGUGAACUUCCAGGCCCGAGCCUUCUACCGAGCAGACGAGGCUGGGGAGGUGGACUUGGAGCAGGCAGCUGCCACGGGGGGCGACUACGUGGGCAUCUGGCCCAUGGGCCUCUUCUGGUUCCUUAAGCCGGAGAAGCUUUUCCACAGGCUGGUGAAACGGGAUGUGAUGAGCGGCCCCUUUUGCUUCCAGCUCGACCUCUUUGACUCCUGCCAUCUCCUUCCCUCAUCCCAGGAGGUGCCCCUGGCCACUUGCACUGUGGAGAGGUGGUAUGUGGGCCCCGGAGUGGAGCGUGUCCCGAUCAAGGAGGGCCGGGUCCGGGGUGCCCUAUUCCUGCCUCCUGGGCCGGGUCCCUUUCCGGGGGUGAUCGACAUGUUUGGCGGGGCCGGCGGGCUCAUUGAGUUCCGAGCUAGCCUGCUCGCCAGCCGGGGCUACGCCGUGCUGGCACUGGCGUUCUUUGGCUAUGACGACCUGCCGCAGGUGCUGGUGGAGAUGGACCUGGAGUAUUUCGAGGAAGCAGCCAACCUCCUCUUGAAACACCCCAAGGUGAGAGGCCCAGGCCUCGGAGUGAUCGGGGUGUCCAAAGGGGGCGAGGUCACGCUGGCCAUGGCUGCCUUCUUAGAGCAGGUGGUGGCCGCCGUCUGGAUCAAUGGCACAGGAUUCCUGAACGGCACGCCACUGCGUUACAAAGGGGUCCACAUCCCGCACCUCCCCUACUGCCCUGAGCGGCUGCUCAUCACAGAGAUGGGGGUCCUGGACAACUACCACGUCUUCAAGGACCCCCGGGACCCAGCCCACGCAGCUGCUGCCAUCCCUGUGGAGAAGGCUCAAGGGGAGGUGCUCUUCGUGGUGGGAGAAGCUGACCGCAAUUUUAAUAGCAAGCUGUUUGCUGAGAUGGCCAUAGAGAGGAUGAAGAGCCAUGGGAAGAAGAACUAUACCCUGCUCUCCUACCCUGGGGCUGGGCACCUGAUCGAGCCGCCGGGGUCCCCACUGUGCAGCAUCUCGCUGAUCCGGGGGAGCCCCAAACCUGUGCACUGGGGGGGUGAGCCAGAGCCCCAUGCCAGAGCUCAGGAGCAUUCCUGGCAGGAGAUCCUGAAAUUCCUUGACCGCUGUCUUGGACUCACCAGCAAUCUGUAACAGCCAAGGGAGUGGGGGGGGGGGGCGCGGCAGCGGGACCCCAUCCUGCCAGGCUGGGGGAGCGCCUCCCAUCCCCGCAGCCUGAUCGACGUAAUAAAUACUGAGAACAUAGAAAGAAUCUGUGGGACGCUUGCAGGAGAGCACUGGAGGGGGAGAGGGGGAGUGCCCACACAAGGAAGCAGGCUGGCCUGCUGCUUAAGGCACUGCCCUGGAUUUGGGAGACCUGGCCAGGGCUCAAGUCUCAGCUCUGCUGCUGACACCGUGGGUGGGUCACUGAAUCUUUCUAGGCCUCUGUUCCCUGUCUGUAAAAUGGGGAUAAUGCUUCUGCCUUGUGUACGUACACAGCAAGCUCAUAAUGGAAUGAGCGGCUCUUAGUGUGUGUGUGUGAGCGGUGCCCAGCUUACGGAGCCUGGCUCAGAGUCUGAAGGUGCUACUGGAAUGUAGCUGGUAAAGAGGCUAUGUAGGGGAGGGCACCGCUUUGAAGGGAGCUGCAUUUAAGACAGGGGAAUCCGCAGGAGAUAAUUAGCUUAGAUACAAGGGAACAGGUAUCCCUCAUUAGGUUAUAACUAAGGCUAAGCUUUUUUCACAGGUAUUUUUAGUAAAAAUCACAGACCGGUCACAGGCAAUAAAGAAAAAUUCACAGAAGCCUGUGACUGGUCCUUGACUUUUACUAAAACUAUCCAUCACAACUAUCCUACGCAGCUGCAGGGGCCUGGCUGGGAGCUCCGGGGGCCCCCAUCACCCAUGGGGGUUCAGAGCUCCAGGGUCCCUCUCCUCCACAGCUCUGAGCUGUGUGGUCCCCUGCCACCAGAGGCUGAGAACUGUGGGGGCCAGCCAGGAGCUGCAGAGUCCGUCCCCCCAUUCAUUUGGAGCUCCCCUGCACCCAUGGUGGCAAGGAGCUGCGGGGUACCCUGUGCCCAGUGGCAGGCGGGUGUUGCAGGGAGCUGCGAGGGUCCCCCCCACCGCCUGGGACAGCCAGUAGCUGCGGGGACACAGCCUCCCAUGGUGGCCAGGAGCAGAUGGGUUUCCCCUGCCAGCUGGGUCUCCCCCACCACCCACGGCAGCCGGAAGUUGCAGGGUACCCCCACUGCCUCAGAACUAUGGGGCCCCGUUCGGUGGCAGGAGUACCCUGCAGCUCCUCGCCACUCCAGAUGGCAGUGGGACCCAUCAGCUCCCAGCCACCUUGGGCUAAAGUCACAGAGGUCUUCGUAGCCUUAGUAAUAACAAGUUCAAAGCAGAUUAAACUGCAGCCAUUGCACCAGAUAUUACAUUAGGUCUUCUGAUGUCCUCACCCUCUCCUCUUAGCUCCCAGAGAAAAGCUUGGUUACUGCACAUCCAUGGCUGCUUGGUUUCCAAGGAGAUUCACUGAAAAUGACAUUAAAGUGAGAUGGCCCCAUUGUGCCAUGAUAAUUUACAGAAAACAAUCUCAUCCAUACGGGUGUGAAUUAACUGCCACGCUAGCCUGGGGAACGGCCAUCGUCUUGGUCGUCUCCUGCGGCUAAAUGCCGGCCCUGCGGAGCUAAGAGCAGGAGCCUGAAUGGCUUGAAUUCCUUGCUGUAGCUGAGAUGGAGCCUCAGACAAUCAAGCACAGAAGGGGGUGGGGUGUCAUACUCAGUGAAUAAUGGGCUAUGUCUAGGCUGCGGGGGGGCAUAUACUCUUGUACAAAGGGGCAGCCUUUCUGUUGUGCUUCUUCAUAUCCGUAACCCAUGAGCUUUCGCUGCAACCUAAAUCCACGAGACGCAGACUGUGCUCCAGGUUGGGCGUGAUACUGAUCGAGGAGGAUUAGGGGAAUAAUCCUUGUGUUUUAAAGGCCCCAGCCCAGGCUUUCACCAUGGAAGGGUAACACAGACUAUUCAUGUUGUCACUUCACCCUUUGCUAAGUAGAGCCUAACAUUACUCCUCACAUCCAGUCAUGCCCCUGGGGUGGAUUAGGCUCCAACAGUGAUGAGCUCUUCUGCUGGGGGGGAGCAAAUUAAUGAGCCUUGGGGCUGAUUAGAAAGGAGCAUUUGUUAAAGGGGCAUCAUCCUGUUGAAAAAAAUCAUACCUGAAAAGUCACAAACAAAUAUCCUUCGCUACGUGCACGUUAGUUCUUCUGACAGAAUUGUUUUUUAAGCAUUUAACUGAUUCAUCAACAUGACAUCAACUUACUUACUUUUUCUGUCCUUUUGCAAAAUGACAAUAGGCUCAUCAGCUUCAGGGCUGUGGGUUGUCAGUGUCUGGUCAAUUUCAUCUCCCUCUCUUGCCCUAGCAGGAAACCUGACUCAGUUAUAACUGCAAAAGUCAGGGGACCAGCUUACAGUACCAUGAACAUUUAAAUGUGACCUUGGAUCUGGGCUGAUGAUUGUACAGUCCCAGGAUUUAACCCAGUUCCGGGGGCACAGAGCUGUGCAUGACACUGCUGAGAAGGGGUGGGGCAAGCUGUCUUUAAGCCA
Mauremys mutica (yellowpond turtle) is the source of this 3886-nucleotide messenger RNA. RefSeq names its product acyl-coenzyme A amino acid N-acyltransferase 2-like. Gene Ontology annotation, cellular component: peroxisome. Bases 198 to 1454 code for a protein of 418 amino acids. Gene Ontology annotation, molecular function: fatty acyl-CoA hydrolase activity. Gene Ontology annotation, biological process: acyl-CoA metabolic process; fatty acid metabolic process. Lineage: Eukaryota; Metazoa; Chordata; Testudines; Geoemydidae. The transcript is spliced from 4 exons. The record is from RefSeq and is a predicted model, not a curated record.